Molecule: messenger RNA, 1101 nt
Organism: Lentinula edodes (shiitake mushroom)
Lineage: Eukaryota; Fungi; Basidiomycota; Agaricomycetes; Agaricales; Omphalotaceae
Exons: 5
Coding region: 1-1101 (366 amino acids)
Source: RefSeq, a predicted model, not a curated record
AUGCCGAAUUUCGCUCGCUGUUCUCUUCUGCUUGCGGCUGCAGUGGCACAUGUUUCUGCUCAAUCUUUCGUCUCUGAUCCUCUCGUGGACAAGAGCUUCCCUUUUACUGCUAUACCCUACCAAGCUGAUACCCACACCGAUGGACGUGGUCCCCAGUCGGGCUAUAACAUCUGCAACUCGACGACGGAGAACCAAGACUCCAUGUGUCAGACAGGUUUUAUCAACCACCUCGAUGAUUUCUGUCUCUUUGCUCCACCUACCCCAAACACUACCAUUGGUGACAGUGAGGGUAUAGAAGUUGCCUGGUGUACGAAAAAAGGACAUGGCACUCGUCUUAUUCCAGAAGGCACCUUGCAAGGUGUCCAGCUCGUCCAGAGUCCUGGAUACAUCGAAAUUGUUGGCUUCAUUGACCAAACGAAAUUAAACUUACAGAGCGAUGACUUCGGAGGGGAACUUGACUCCGGAGGGCAAGACGGCCGUGGUAAUCCCAUUGGUGGUCUGAUGUACACGAAUGCUUUCCCCGCCAGCAACGGGGAUAAUUCUUCUUACCAACAAGGCAGGCACUGGACCUUCUUCCUCGGCGGCGGCGCGUUCUGUGCAAAGAUCUGUGAUGACACUCAGCCCAACGCCGAGGGUCUUUGUCAACAUAUCUAUGAUCGUAUUGGAUGUGCCUAUAACGCACCUAACAACGCUCCGAACAAUACUUUCCAGGCCUGCCAGGGGGCUGAUAUGGUUCCGGUUGGUCAAUAUGUCAGUGACGGGAUCACCACAACCUGGACGCAACCUGCUGAGGAAACUGUCCCAAUCGGCACUAUCCCAUAUACCCCCACUCCGGCCGCGUCCAGUAAUUGUGUGACGUUCACUUCCGCAGCAUUGUACACCGACCUUGCCAGUAUCGGUGUUUCUGGUACCAUCACUGCUUCCCCGUCUGCCACUUCGGGUUCAGGUUCGGGUUCUUCAGCUGCUUCCGGUACUCAAUCAGGUUCUGGGGCUGCGUCUACUGGAUCAACUGGAUCUUCCAAUGCUGCUGGGAUUGCUAUGGGCAUCUCUGUUGUCUCUGGAUUUGUUGGAGUAUUUGUGUCUAUCUUCGCGUUUGCGUAA